Messenger RNA from Neoarius graeffei (lesser salmon catfish), 1347 nucleotides. It is a transcript of the gene mrpl3, whose product is annotated as mitochondrial ribosomal protein L3. The transcript is spliced from 10 exons. Gene Ontology annotation, biological process: translation. Lineage: Eukaryota; Metazoa; Chordata; Actinopteri; Siluriformes; Ariidae. The coding region runs from base 113 to 1156 and encodes 347 amino acids. The record is from RefSeq and is a predicted model, not a curated record. Gene Ontology annotation, cellular component: mitochondrial large ribosomal subunit; ribosome. Gene Ontology annotation, molecular function: structural constituent of ribosome.
UGUUACACCGGAACUCAAAGUUCUGUCAUUUCCACUGGAUAGGCACGAGAAUGGCGUGUUUGUGUGAUGUGUUGAGUUUGUUUUAUUGAAGCGUGUUGUGAUCAGAAUAAAGAUGGCAGUGCGGAGCUGGAGACUCUUCAGACUCAGUGAUGCGCUGCUCUACAGGGCGACUGUUAUUCUGCCCCGAUCUGGAGCAGGAACAGCACCGGAAGGUGGUGCUGUUAUUCAUUGUGUGAGGACGGUCAAGACAUCUACAUGGUGGGAUGAACAUCUGACUGCAGAUAAUGUGGAGUUUCUAAAGAGAGACGUGACGGAGGAGUACAGAGCGCUCACUGCAGCCAAACUGAACCCUCUAAAGGAUGAACCGUGGCCUCGUCAUGAGUGGGAGGAACGGAGUCGGAGGGUUGGACUUGUGGCCGUUAAGUUGGGAAUGAUGCCCGUGUGGACCAAGUCAGGAGACAGGCACGUGGUGACCAUGCUGCAGGUGCAGGACUGCCAUGUGAUCAAGCACAUAUCUAAAGAUGCGUACGACGGUAAAUCUGCUGUUCUGGUUGUUGGCGCCAAAAACGUCUCUCCCUUUUAUCGGUCAGAGGAGUGCAUGGAGAUGUUCCAGAAUGCUGGAGUUCCCCCUAAACAGAAAACGACAAUGUUCCGUGUGACAGAAAAUGCCAUCAUCAAGCCAGGCACUCCUCUGUUUGCUGCACACUUUCGUCCAGGACAGUAUGUGGAUGUCACAGCCAAAACAAUCGGAAAGGGUUUCCAGGGAGUGAUGAAGCGCUGGGGUUUCAAAGGCCAGCCAGCUAGUCAUGGCCAAACCAAAACCCACAGGAGACCGGGCUCUCUGGGACCAGGAGGGGACCCUGCCAAAGUUUUCAAAGGGAAGAAGAUGCCAGGCAGAAUGGGGAACGUUUAUGACACAGCCUUUGGCCUGAAGGUUUGGAGGGUGAACACCAAAUAUAACCUCUUGUAUGUGAACGGCUCUGUUCCUGGCCACCGAAACUGCUUGGUGAAGGUACGAGACACCAUCCUGCCUCGACACCUAGAGAAGAACAAGAACCCUCCGUUCCCUACAUACUUCACUGACGGAGACGAGGAGCUCCCUGAGGACCUGUAUGCAGAUGACAUGUUUCAGUUUGGGGAACCUGUUCCUGAAUGAGGCCGUGACCCUACAAGUUCACCCCGAUUCCCUUAAUCUGAAGGAUCUGUUGCUGGACUGAGAUGAAAGUGUGAAUAAUACACACUUUAAAGCAGCCAGGCAGGAACAAGAAUUUCAACCACUAAACAGGACUGAAAAUGGAUACUGUCUAUUGUUUGUAUGUCUAAACAUUAAAAUCUGAUUUGAUAAAA